GCACAAGCAAAGACCCAAAACGACAACAGCCGAUGACAAAACGACACACACAAUCAGUCAACACUUGAUGCUACUGCGCAGCACCCGCUCACCAUCGUCUCCUAGCCUUUGACACUCGGUUUUCCCCAAACUUUCAAACCAAAAGCUUGCUUCUUUCUUCAUCCUUGAUUGCACUGAAGUAGAGUCUUGUUCCAAAAAUCCCCAAACCCUCUAAUUCAAUUUCAAAUUUCAGGGUUGCCCACAAUUGCAAAAUCAGGGUUUUUGAGGGGGUUAUUUUUUUGGUAGCAAAACCCUAGGAAUGUAAUAAAUUUAGGGGUUUGUCCCAUAAACCCUAACCCAGUUCCGAUUUCGAUCAAAGCCGUCAAAUUUGGGAAGAAAGUUAUCACAUUUGGGUUGUUUCUGAGGGUUUCAACCUAGAAUGGUUUCGGGCCCACUUGUUGGAGACGAAGCCAGCAACAGAUUCUAUUCUCGGAACGCCCAGAAUCCCAACCAUGUCAUACGUCACUCGCCGGAGCAGCAGAGCUUGAUGCAGCAGUUUCGAGGCGAGACGGCGUCGUUUGAUUCCUCGAACAAUGGGCUCGCCGAGCCCGGCAAUGGGCCACGUGGGUAUUCGAAGGUGGGGGACAAGGUGAGGAUUUGCUUGAACUCCAAGGCUGAUAUUAACGGAAUCAAGUGGAAGCUGAUGGGUGAGCUGGAGCAAGUGAGGAGCUUGGUGAGGAAUCUCGAAGCCAAGGAGGCUCAGCUUACUGAAGGGUAUGGUUUUUCUCAGAAAUCUGAUCAUAAUUUGGUAGAUAAUAAUAAUAGAAGUACAAUGUCGUUUAGGGGUAUAGGUGUUUGUAACGCGGAGAAUGAGAAUAAGGGUGGUGAGGGUGUGGAGAAAAAGAAGAGGAAGACUCCGAAGGGAGAUCAGAGUUCUAGGAAUCUGAAGUUACCUCCUUCCGGGGGUAAGAAGAAUUUGGGUAGGAAGAGUGAAGUUGGGCUGUUGUUGGGGCCGGAUAAGAAUUCGAGUAGAUUGUUGAAGAGUUGUACUACUUUGCUUGAGAAAUUGAUGAAGCAUAAGCAUGGCUGGGUGUUUAAUAAGCCGGUAGAUGCUAAGGGGCUUGGCCUUCAUGAUUAUUAUAAGAUUGUUAAGCAUCCAAUGGAUUUGGGGACGGUGAAGAGUAGGCUGGACAAGAAUUGGUAUAAGACGGCUGCUGAGUUUGCGGAGGAUGUGAGACUUACGUUCAAUAAUGCCAUGUUGUAUAACCCGAAAGAGCAGGACGUUCAUGUGAUGGCAGCCCUAUUGUUGAAGUUGUUUGAAGAGAAAUGGGCGGCUAUAGAGGAUCAGUAUAAUCUUAAUAGGAGAGCUGAAAUAGGUAAUGAUUCAGAAUUCCCAACCCCUGCUUCAAGAGAUGUUGAAGCUCCUGCUCAGUAUAAUAUCAAUAGGAGGGUUGAAAUGGGUAAUAAUUCAGAAGUCCCAACCCCCAUGUCAAGAAAGGUUCAGGGUCCUGCUCAUAAUAUUAAUAGGAGAAUUGGAAUGGGUAAUAGUUCAGAAUUGCCUACCCCUAUUUCAAGAAAGGUCCAGGCUCCUCCUCCUCCUCUUCCUUCUCCUUCUCCUCGACCAUUGGAGAUGAGGACUCUGGAUAGAGCAGAAUCGAUGACAAAGCCUGUUGAUCCCAAGUUGAAACCUGCAAGUGUUGGUCAUACAGGUAGAAAGCCGGUUCCAAAGAAACCAAAAGCUCGGGACCCUGACAAAAGGGAUAUGAAUAUGGAGGAGAAGCAGAAGCUCAGCACAGACCUUCAGGCUUUGCCUUCUGAGAAACUAGCUAAUGUUGUCCAGAUUGUUAGAAAGAGGUGUCAAGGGAUUCUACAGCAAGACGAUGAGAUUGAAUUGGACAUUGGCAGUGUUGAUCCUGAAACACUCUGGGAACUGGAUAGGUUUGUGACUAAUUACAAAAAGAGCUUGACCAAAAAUAAGAGAAAAGCUGAACUUGCUCCUCUAUCAGUAGAAGAAUCUGACUAUGCUAUGCAGGAGAAUGUGGCACAAGCCACCGUAGAGGCACAACAUGAACCCAUAGCAGUUGAAUACAACGACAAUGCAUCGUCCCCGGUUCAAAGAGAAGAUCAAGGUGGGAAUGUGAGUGGAUCAAGUAGUUCUAGUAGUGGUUCUGGAUCCUCUUCAAGUGAUUCGGACAAUGAUAGUUCCUCUGGAAGUGGAUCAUAUUCAAAUUGUUGACCGAGGACUUGAAUUGAUUAGUUAAGGCUUCAAAAUGCAUUUGGUGUUGAAUCAACUAUUGAUUAUGAUACAUGGAUACUUUUAUAUCAUUAGUGCUCGGUGUUUUAGAGAAGUUUUUGUUCAGCCUGGGAUAUGGUGUGUACAUCAUGUUUGAUCCAUCUGACAGCUGCCCCAUAAUCAGAGUUCUCCAUAGGUAUAUGUUAAUGUGGCACAGUUAACCUAAAUGGUGAGGGUAUGGUGUGGGGAAAUGGGCUAGGUUUAGGAUUAGGAUAAUCCCUUACAAUGUAACCUGAAAACAAUAUCAUGGUUACAUGAAAUAUUUUCUAUGAUAGUACGAUUGCAACUGGUGCUCGCUAUUUCCACAUCCAAAUGAAAUUUACUUUUGAUUGGGGAGCUAUUAUCAAAGGAUUUAUGCAGCCAAAGUUGGUAGGCUGAAUUCAAGUCUACAGUUGUCCUUGUGCUCUCGCAUGGCAUCUUGAUGACUUGUGAUCUAGUUGUUGUCAUUGUGGAUAUUAUUUUAUGUUUUGAACAAUAUUAAACAUUUGGCAUUGAUCUGUAGCGUUGUAGA
Messenger RNA from Fragaria vesca subsp. vesca, 2783 nucleotides. Its product is annotated as transcription factor GTE4-like. Lineage: Eukaryota; Viridiplantae; Streptophyta; Magnoliopsida; Rosales; Rosaceae. The coding region runs from base 419 to 2215 and encodes 598 amino acids. The record is from RefSeq and is a predicted model, not a curated record. The transcript is spliced from 6 exons. Gene Ontology annotation, molecular function: protein binding.